Molecule: messenger RNA, 1059 nt
Organism: Penicillium salamii
Lineage: Eukaryota; Fungi; Ascomycota; Eurotiomycetes; Eurotiales; Aspergillaceae
Source: the annotation of a GenBank genome assembly
AUGCUUCGUCUGGAUCCAUCCGCUGCCGUUCUGACAUCAACUCAUCUUUUGCUUGUUAAACUUUGUCUCCAGGCAAAGGCAUAUUCCUACGCGCUACCCAUCCUGAACAAGCAUAUCUGUCAUUUUCCAGAUUUGCCUGAACGAUCUUCCUCGGAGCCGUCUGCGAUCUGCGUGGGGCCCGGUUCAAGUCUGUCCUUCAUCACGGGUGUCUCCGGGUUUUCAGCGAAGCUCACCUAUCAGGAUUACCUGCGGUACUUUGUCUAUGGCGGGAUGAUUUACAUGACACUCAAGGAAUGGCAAAGUGCACUUCACUUCCUCGGGGUUGUCAUUUCCAUGCCAACGGCCAAUUCCGUGAGCGCGAUCAUGGUGGAAGCCUACAAGAAAUGGGUGCUGGUUGGGUUACUUGAAAAGGGCAAGCUAUGCGCCCCGCCGAAUAUCACGGCGGCCCACGUGAUGAGGGUUUAUCAAUCACUCGCGAGGCCAUAUGUUUCACUUGCUCAGGCUUUCGAGCGUGGCGAUCUGAAGCGGCUUCAGGGCGAAGUUGAUGCUGCGAAAGAUAUUUGGUGUGCGGACAACAACUUCGGUCUUGUUUCCCAGGUACUUGAUGCCUUUUUCAGGCAAAGUGUCAUCAAGCUUGGGAGGACCUUCGCUGCUUUAACAGUAGCGGACCUUGCAAGACAAGUAUUGCCCUCGCCUGCGGAGGAAACAGUGACUGAGUCUGCCGUAUCCUCACUCAUCAUGUCUGGUGUAUUGGACGCCUCCUUGGUGCAGACACAAGAUCCCGCGGGACUUUCCAUCCUACGCUUCUCGGCCGUUCCCUCGUUCCCUCGGCUCUCACACGAGCUUGAAGUACAAUCUUGUUUGAAGAAAGAACGCCAGCUGAUGGAGCAUUUAGUGUGCAAUCUUGAAGAAAUCAAUACUGCACUGGGCAUGAGCGAUGAAUGUCUCGAUAGUCUUCAAAGAGGUCAAGCAUGGGCUGCCUCUGGUGGAGUCAAUCCGACCCCUACGGAGACGGUCGGUCUUGAAAUUGAUGAAGACCUGAUGGGUGAUAUGUCCUGA